UGCUCGCCAAGCCGUGACGUGUACGACUCGGCAGCUGGGCUCGUGUCACGUGAUGGACUAAAUAAAAGUGAUUGCCUGUUUGCUGUUACCUGUUGACGACGCUUUUACUUAGCCAGGACAGAAUCUGCCGUCUCCUGUGAACAAACACCAGCGCCUGACUAUUUGUGAAUGGUGGAGGCUCAGUAACGAUGACGUUAUGGUUGACCUUAUUGCUGGCUGUCACUGUCGGCGCUGUCGGGAAUGAAAGCUCUCCUGGAACAUACAUCAUCACCUUUGCCAAAAAGAUCGCCCCGGGAUGGACAGUUCCUAUCCGAGUACAGAUUCUGAAUGCAACACAGCCAGUGUCCAUCCAGAUAGCUCUUGUCAACCGUACAUCAGACACCAUCAUACAGAGUACAACAAGGUCCUUCGCACAGGGUCAACCACAAACAGUUGAUUUCCAGAUACCUAAAGACUUGAACAGACCAUGGAGAUGGAAUGAGCUGCAGUUCAACUUCACCGGCACCGGCGGCCUCAAGUUCAGAUCGUCAGAGACUUGUGAAUUCAAUGAGAAGUCCAAGUCCAUCUUCAUUCAGACCGACAAGGCAAUGUAUAAACCCGGGCAACAGGUUAAGUUCCGGGUUGUAGCAGUCUACCCUGACCUGAAAGUGGUUCGAGAGCCCAUGGAUAUUGUCAUAUAUGAUUCAAGCAAGAAUCGUAUCAAACAGUGGCGAGGAGCUACAGAUCCCAGUGGUGUUGUUAGUCGCGUCCUCGCCAUGUCAUCGGAUCCCGUUCCUGGAGACUGGAAGAUAGAAGUUACACUUGAUAGAUACAAAGAAACCAAAAUGUUCACCAUUGCUGAAUAUGUGUUGCCAAAAUUUGAGGUGGAGACCAUCCUGCCAUCAUACAUAACAUUGAACAUGACCUCUGUGUCGGGAUCUGUCACAGCCAAAUACACACAUGGCAAAGGUGUGGAUGGAACAGCCAAUAUCCACAUUCGUUUCUCCUACUAUUAUGGUAACUUUGGCUCCAAGAAAAACCCAUUCAUUCGGAAAAGAGUCCAGGUGGUGGAUGGCAAGGGUGACUUUGACUUUUCACUUGAUGAGCUGCGUGUCUUGGCCGAUGAAGGAGACACCUAUUCCAUGAAACCUUUGCUUGCAGCAGAUAUUAACCUGCAGUAUCGGAGCAUAAUAGUUGAAGCUAACGUCACUGAAACACUUACAGAAAAGACACUUAAUGCCAAGCUGAUACGCAAGACAAUAUAUGAAAAUAGCUUUAAACUGAACUUUAUUGAUGUUUGUCCAGAUAUCUUCAAGCCAGGAUUGACCUACCUGUGUGGGUUGCAAGUAAGCCAACGUGAUGACAGACUUGUAUCACCACAAGAUCUGGAAGAAGUGAAUGUUACAAUAACUUAUCAAGUGGUCCUGCCCACCACACCAGCUCCACCCACCACCACUACCACCACUACCGCCAAACCCAAACCCAAACCAGACAUGGUGUUGGAAGGUAAUGGAACAACUGGUUCAGGGCGCCCUCUUCCACCCAUUACUAUGGUCGACCCAGACUUCAGACGACCAGGGCCUGGCUAUUACCCCCGCUACAAGACAGUUGUGCUCUCUUCCAACAUGGUCAACUUUAACCCCAAAACAGGCCUUGCUGAAGUUAAGGCAAACAUACCAACUGAUGCAGAAAGCAUUAAUUUGCAGGCUGAUGGUUUUAACACCCAUGCAUACAGAUAUGCCAGCAAGAGUCAUUCCCCUUCGGGGAGUUAUAUUCAGCUCACAGUCCCCGAUGCCCAAACUCGGGUCGGUGACAACAUGGAAUUCCAGUUAAGAUCCACAACACCCAUAUCUGACUUCACCUACCAGGUGCUGUCUCGGGGCCGCACUGUUGCUGUUCAGGAUGUAUCUGUCCCUUCUCCAUCAUCCAGCAACGUCUUCGCUAUCCGUAUGACAGCCGAGAUGGCUCCCAACCCUCAGAUUGUUGUGUACUUCCAACAUGAUGAUGGUGAAAUUGUCGCUGAUGCUAUCUCAAUAAAAGUGGAUGGAACAUUUGAUAACAAUGUUCGUGUGGAGUUUGAUCAGCGGAGCGUGAAACCUGGAGCAGCUGUGAAUGUCAAAGUGCACGCGGACCCAGAUUCUCUGGUGUUCCUCCUGGGUAGGGACAAGAGUGUCCUGCUACUCAAAGAUGGAAAUGAUAUUACGGAAGAGAUGGUUUCACGAGAGCUCAUGACAUAUGACUAUGGUUCCUACUUUGGAUGGUUUGAUUCGUGGUUCCGUGGAUGUUGGCUUCCUCGCUCUUCGGGGGGUACUGAUGCCAAAGGAGUAUUUUCCGGGGCUAAUCUUGCCGUUGUGACUGAUGCCAAUGUCUACAAACAUAGAGAUUACUACUACGAUAACAGAUUUCGUCUUGCAGUCGAUAGUCCAAUGAGUGCUGGGGGUUUUGGCGGUGCUGAGGAUUUUGGCGGUCAGUCAAAUGCAGUUCUUGAGCAAGGAAACUUUAAAUCUGUGGAGAGAACACGCAGUAAUUUCCCGGAAACCUGGAUUUGGGACAUGGUGGUUAUUGGUACUUCCGGACAUAGCGACUUGUCAUUGCAAGCUCCUGACACCAUCACAACGUGGAUCACCAGCGCCUUUGCUGUGAAUCCAGAAAAAGGACUUGCUGUUGCUACCCGCACUGCGAACCUGACAACUGCACGCAAACUGUUCUUGAGAUUAGAACUCCCAUAUUCUGUUGUUCGUGGAGAAGAGUUUGUGCUGCAGGCGACAGCAUUCAACUACCAUGAACGAGAUCUGCCAGCUCUCAUAAUUCUGAAACAGAACGCACAGUUCCACAACGUUUUCCUGAGUGCAAGCAGAGGCCAAGAAAAAGACAUAUACUCAACUCAGCAGUCACAUUCUAUUGAUAUACCAGCAGGUAAAGGUCGUGCUGUGUACUUCGUGAUCAAGCCUAUGGUGGUCGGUGACGUGAUACUGGAGGUGGAUUUAUUGUCCUGGGAGUCUGGUGAUGGUGUGAGGAGAAUCCUAAGGGUAGAGCCUGAAGGAUUGGAGCGCACAGAAAAUGUUGCUAUGCUGAUCGAUCUCCGUGAAUCCUUAACAUUCCAAGAAAGUACAUCAAUCGAUUUCCCUGUACAAAUGGUUGAGGGGUCACAAAAAUUAAGAGUCAGUGUUGCAGGUGACAUUCUUGGUCCUUCUCUGACAAAUAUUGAGAAUCUAGUGAGAAUGCCUGGUGGUUGUGGAGAGCAGAACAUGGUGAGAUUUGCACCAAACAUCUACGUCAUGAAGUACCUACAGAGAACUCAGCGACUGACAACACCCAUCAAAGACAAGAUAGAAAUUUACAUGGAGAAAGGAUACCAAAGAGAAUUGCGCUAUAAGCACAGAGAGGGAUGUUACUCUACCUUUGGAGAAUCUGCCACUUACAGCUAUGGUAACAGGAACUGUAGUAUGUGGCUGACAGCGUUUGUACUGAAGUGUUUCACCCAGGCGUACCCUUUGAUUCCUGAUGUUAUAGACACCAACGUCUUGUCCCAAGGCUUGCAAUGGAUAGUCCACCAGCAGGACAAGGAUGGUAGCUUCCCGGAGGAGGGACAUAUUUUCAAUAAGAGAAUGCAGAGUGGUACGGGGAUGGGUGUUGGCCUCACAGCAUAUGUCCUCAUUGCUCUCAAGGAAGCACAGGCUGCGCAGGUGCAGUGGCCGUCUAAUAAUGAUGUCCCUUUGGAUACUCUCGGUGGUGACCUAUCUCGUGCCAGCCGACCAGAUCAACGAGAACCAGCAUCAGUACUAACAGACAAAAUGCUCUUGGACUCUGCUAGUAAAGCAGUUCAAUAUCUGGAGUCACGGUUGGACACCCUGAACUCAACUUAUGACAAGAUCCUUGUGGCCUAUGCUCUCGCUCUUGCGGGUAGUGAGAGGGCAUCUGAAGCUCAGUCCAUCGUUGAAGCCGCUGCUGUCAGAGACGUAAGCUCUGUACACUGGAAGGACCCAUCACCGCCCAAGCCUACAGGAUACUUUCACUAUCGAUGGUACCAUGACACUGAGGCAAAGAGCAUAGAGAUGACAUCAUAUGUGCUACUUCUCUACUCUCUAACAAACAAUGUGACAGAAGGACUUCCAGUUAUGCGGUGGAUCAGUAACCAGAGGAAUGACAGGGGAGGCUUUAUGUCAACACAGGACACGGUUGCCGCCCUUGAAGCAUUGUCAAAGUUUGCUGGUGAUGUGUAUUCCCCACAGACAUCAAUCAAUGUGUCUGUCAACAUACAAAGUUAUUCCAAGAACUUUGAUGUCAAUCCUAACACAGCUCUUUUGCUGCAAGCCGAUGAUAUUCCAAUGGCCAAUGUACCAGGUGUGCUGACGGUGACUGCUUCAGGGUCUGGGGUCGCAGUGCUACAGGUGCUUAAACAGUAUAAUGAGAACCAACCUUCUAUUAAUCCCAAGUUUGAAUUACGCGUAGAAGUCCUUGAACAGACAGACAGGCAAUUUGUGUUGAAGACAUGUUUCCGCCAUCUGGAGGAGGGAAGUAGCGGAAUGAGUAUUCUCAACAUUGGAGUACCCACUGGCUUUGAUCCGGACCUGAAUGAGAGGACACAUACUGCAGUCUUCUCACGCUCAGAGAGAAAUGAAAAUAUUCUCACACUUUACUUCAAUGACAUUUCAGAUAGCGAGGGAUGUAUCAACACUGUGAUGACCAUGGUUGAUGUUGUAAUUGACACACGACCUAGCACAGUGACACUUCAAGAAUACUAUGAACCAGAUAAUGCAGUUUCAACCAUGUAUUCGCGGAAGUCCACUCAAAUGUGUAGCGUGUGCCCUCAGUGCAGUUUCCGAUGUCAAACAAGACUCAACCGGUCAUGUAGACGGCAUGUGUUAACAAUGAAACACAGAUACUGUUACUAUCAGCCUUCAAACCUGACCUGCUGCCUUGGAAUAUGUUAUGAGCAUACCUACACUCGUUGGUAUGGCAUCUAAAUCCUGCUUCAUCAAAGGAAGCACAUUCUUUAAAUGCAUUGUGCAUUUUUCAUGCUUUUAUUAAAUUCCCAAAUAAUUUGACUAAGCAGAUAUACCUACUGUAUUUUUUCCAGGGUUGUGUUUUGUUUUACAGAGCAUCAUAAAAGAGGGCUUCAGUUAAAAAAAUGUAUAAGGCUCGAAUCUUCUUUCAUUCAGCUUCAGCUUCUUUCAUAAAAACAAAUAUAUUGUUACAUGUAUUGCAGAUAGCAUAGAAAGGACUAUAGUACAGUAGUAGUGUUUUUUCGAGAUUCAAGUGUUUUUGUGGCAUCUACUAUACAUACACGUUAUAUGAAUAUUAGUGAGAAGAAAUUAUCAGUUUUCUGUGAGUAUAUUUUCACAUAUAUUCACAUAAGUCAAUGAAAUCCAUCAAAAUAUCAAACUAUAUCUAUGUUUAGAUAUCUGUUAUGCUCUGUGUAUGUAAUACAACUUUCGUUACCUUUCUAUUUUUUAUGAAGCAUACAACUUUAUGGAUAACUUUUUAAUGCAUAGAGCGACGUUUCAGUGAAGAUUUUUACCUUUUCGUUGGGUCUGAAAAGUUUGUUUGCAAUUACAAUGAUAUUUCUUGUGAACAAGGCUUCAUUGUGGUAGCAGGACACCAUACUCCCUCGACUUAUCAUUGAUGAUGCAUUGUAUUUAGCUAUGUCAUAUUUCAAUUUUCAGUUUUAUGUUGGACUAUGAACGAACUACUACGCUUCUUCUCUUGCUGUGCUAUUAAAAUUUGAACAAUAAAUUAACAUCUGGAAAUAAAUAUAUUUUGAUAAUGAUAAACAUCUGGCUUGAGCCAGAGAACAUUAGGUUUUCUUCUUGUUUUUGUUUCUUUUGCAGUGUAGAGUUAUUUCUGAAUUGUGCUUAUCAUUUGAUAUUUCCAAAAGUAGUUUUACUCUUUUAGGCCGGUUUGUUCAAUUGUAAUGUUUCUUUCAAAUUGGAAUUUAUGAUAUCACUCGAUUCAAAGGUGUUUAAAUGUGUUAUCAAAACUAAUAGUGUACUGUGUUUUUCUUUCAAGAAAUAAACGUUUUGAAUGUC
Molecule: messenger RNA, 6008 nt
Organism: Haliotis rubra (blacklip abalone)
Lineage: Eukaryota; Metazoa; Mollusca; Gastropoda; Lepetellida; Haliotidae
Product: pregnancy zone protein-like
Exons: 36
Coding region: 189-4946 (1585 amino acids)
Cellular component (GO): extracellular region
Molecular function (GO): endopeptidase inhibitor activity
Source: RefSeq, a predicted model, not a curated record